Molecule: messenger RNA, 3294 nt
Organism: Naegleria fowleri
Lineage: Eukaryota; Heterolobosea; Eutetramitea; Acrasida; Naegleriidae
Exons: 4
Coding region: 1-3294 (1097 amino acids)
Biological process (GO): potassium ion transport; transmembrane transport
Cellular component (GO): plasma membrane
Source: RefSeq, a predicted model, not a curated record
AUGGCUAUCAAUACUAACGUUGUAUCUUCCUCGGAGGUGAUUUUCAAGUCGCCUUCUUCUUCUUUCUUUCGAAAACCCGUGUUGAUAUUGGUCCUAUUGUUUAUUUUGUUUGUACAUCAUCAAACUCUGCUGGCUGCAUCUAAUUAUCGAUUUUUAGCAGAAUUUAAAACUAAGAGCACGUCGUUUCAGUACAUCAAUGAGACUUUUGUAACGAACAUUACAACAUCAUCAACCUUUGGUUAUUCGGUGUGCAACUAUGCAAAUGAAAAUGGAGUUUUCUCUUGGCAAAUAUUAAUGGCGAAUCCAUUGCCUACCUAUAAUGUGAACACGACAGAUCAUAUCAUGUGGCUUCGGUAUUUUCGAUUCAUUCACAACAAUCUACAAACCAUUUAUGGAAAUCAGCUGUUCUUAUCCUCCAUUGACAACAUCACUCAAGCAUUGAAUACUCACAAAUUAACAACAGGAGUCAAUGGUUUGCAAGUUGAUCCCUCAAAGAUGAUGUACUCUUUAGGUGGAUCAACAAGUGGAAAAAUUUCUAAUGGAACUUUGUAUUUUGACAUACCGGAGCUUUUUGCAUCUCAAUAUUCAUUACAAAUGUUUACUAUCCAGUUGAAUACUACAUAUUUGUAUGAUAAUUCAAGCGGAUAUAUACCCAGCUCAAUGAAUGACAUGAUUCCCGUAAAUAUGAGCUUAUUGAAGGGAAGCAAUCCAUCCUACGGUUUACCUCUGUUGUCAUAUUUGGCGAACUACAUCAAAGUUAUUAAUGUCUCAAACACCACACUUUUAAAUUAUUGUGGAUCAACAUCUCCUGUGGUGGCUUUCGCUUGGAAUUCAUGGAAGUUUUGGUUCACUCUUGUUGUGAUUUUAUUGAUGCUUACAGCAUUAACACUGAGUUUAUUUAGACCUUAUUAUUGUGUAUUGUUUGCUUUGGUGGUUCUCUACUUGUCUGGUGUGUUGAACUUUUCACAAGCUACCAGUGGUUUCAGCAAUGAAGGUUUAAUUUCCGAGACAUUGCUCUUUGUGAUCGUUUACCCAAUUGGAAAGAAUACUCUAACGAAGAAAUUUAUCAACUUUAUGUUUGGCUCCCCAAAAUACGGCUAUUGGCUGUGUAUUUUGCGAAUUUGUAUUGUGUGUUCGAUCAUGUCUGCAUUUAUCAAUGACACGCCAAUUGUGAUUACAAUGAUUCCUCUCAUUAAGAAUUGGGCCAGAGAGAACAAUAUUCCACCUUCAAAAUUCUUAAUGCCCAUGAACAUUAUUACCAUUGCUGGAGGCUUAACAACAUUGAUUGGAACUUCGACAAACGUCAUUGGAAAUGGUUUAUAUGUUUCGUAUGGAUAUCCUGCUCUGACAUUUUAUGAAUUCUUUUAUCUUGGUGGAAUGUUGGUCGUUGUGACAACCAUCUACCUUACCACACUUGGCUUGUGGUUAUUGCCAAGUAAAAAGGGUGGUCUAUUUCGUUUUGCAAGAGAAAGAGGAGAGCAAUUUCUCUGCAAGUUAGAAUUAAAGUCAAAUUCGUCACUUCUCGGAAAGACCAAGAAGAAGGCUCUAGAAUCGUUAGAAUUCAAAAAUCUUGACAUUAUUCAAAUUAUCAGAAAAAAGAAGAUAAUCACACCCAACCCAACAACCACAACUACAACAACAGAAGAAAACAAAUCCUCAGAGGCUACAAUUUCUCCUCAAUCUAUUCAUCAAGAACCAGCAACACCCACAGCUAUUGUCAUUGAGGAUGAGUAUGAGAACAUUGUUCCUGUUCCAGAUGACUUUAUGCUUAUACUUGGAGAUCAAUUAAUUUUUAAAGGACCACCAAACAUUAUUCUCCAAUUACACUCAACAAUGGGAAUUGAAGAACAAGAAAACAUCAUUCAAACCAUGCUAGGAACAGACACUAUUGCAGAAGCGUUAAAAGACAGAGUUGGUGUACUAGAACAUAACACGACUACUGGAGAAAAAGAGACUGCUCAUGCUUCAUCAUCUGUUGAACUUCCUACAAUUUCAGAGUCUCCUCAAGAAGAAAUCAUUCAAGAGGUUGAACCCUCUGCUGAAAACCCUCCAGCGUUGUUGGAAGACAAAAUGGAUGAAGCUCUUCCCUCACUCAUUUACGCUCCAAUUCCAAAGGCAACCUUAAUUCAAAAAAUUGAAGAACAUGGGCUAAAUGUUGAAAGGAAAAGUUCAGUUGAAAAUGCAAUUAAUGAACAAGUAGAAGAAACAAAACAACAACAACAACAAGAAAUCAAAAAUGAAGAAAACAAGACUACCGAAGAAAACAAACCAGAAGAAUCAAGCAUUACUAAAGAGGAGCCAAAGAAAGAAAGUACAAAGAAGGAAAAAUCAAAGAAAGAAGAUAAGGAAGAACAAAAACACAUUGAUGAGAAUCAAACAGAAUUCUUUGAGGUUGUUGUGAGCUCAUCUAAUCCAUGUUUAGGUCAAAAGUAUAACUCAUUCAAGCAAAUGUAUGGUGUUGCCAUAUUAGCUAUUCGUCACAGAGAAUGGAUAGACACAAAAACAGAUACUUCUGAUCUUGAAAAAUUGCAUGUUAAUACGGGUGACACAUUAUUAUUGCUUGGUAAAAGCUCAUUUUAUGACAAGUAUAGAGAAGCCAGAGAUUUCUAUGUCAUUUCGAGAUGUAAUGUUGAAACAAGAGAAGAGGUGACUCAAUUCAAAAUCAAAAUACCUUUUACAGGAAAGAAGAUUAAUUUGUGGUGGUGGGAACACUUGAUUUUCCCAAUUUUCUUUGCAAUGAUUGGGUGUGCCAUCGCUGGAUAUCCCUUGGUAGAAUGCACAUUCGUUGCAUUUAUUGUAAUUGUAGCUAUUGGCUUAAUUUCUCCUAAUCAGGCUGUGGAAUGCAUUGAAUGGCCAAUCAUUGUUUUGAUAGGAGCAUCUCUUGGAGUUGGAAUAGCCAUUACGAGUAGCGGUAUUGGUGAAGGUUUGAACGCCUUAUUGCAAUUAAUGCAAGUACCAUCAUGGCUACUUCCUGCAUUCAUUGUUUUCAUAACCAUCUUAGUCACUUCGGUGAUUACGAACAAUGCUGCCGUUUCUGUGUGUUUGCCUCUUGCAAUUUCUGUGGCACAAGCCAAUUCCUUAAAUCCAAGAUGUUUUGCCAUUGCGGUCAUUAUGGCAGCAAGUACCACGUUUAUUCUUCCAAUCGGUUAUCAGUGUAACUUGUUAAUCAUGGGACCUGGUGGCUAUUCCACAUGGGACUUUAUCAAGUGUGGAUUCCCCAUUACUGUCAUCUAUUUUCUCCUUGAAAGCAUUCUCAUACCAUUAAUUUGGGGACUUUACACUCCAAACUUUUAA